AUGUUUGCUGCUGCAACGAAAAACUUUGUUAAACAGGUUGGUGAUGGAGGAAGACUAGUUCCAGUGCCCAGUCUCAGUGAAGCUGAUAAAUAUCAACCUCUGAGCCUUGUGAUUAAGAAAAGAAAAUGUUCGCUCUCAAAAAAAUCUAAAUUUGCUUCAACGCCUUUCACAUUAAAAGACAUUCUACAAGGGGAGAAAGAAAUUUCUGCAGGUGUCUCAUCUUACCAGUUGCUGAACUAUGAAGACAAAUCAGAUGUUUCGCUUAAUGGUAGAAGAGGAAAUCAGAUAAUGAAUGAUGUCGGUUUUGAUGUUGCUGGAUCAGAUUCUGUUGCCUUUAAAGCUUCGUUUGGCAUAGUGACCAAACAUGAGGUUGAAGUACCAACAUUGCUUAAAGAACUUACUACGAGAAAAAUAAACUUUGAUCACUGUCUGGUACAUCAAUCAAGAAAAAGUAAGAUGGAAAUUCUGUGCGUGGUCAUGGAAAGUAUUAGAACUACGAGGCAGUGUUCCUUAACCGUCCAUACUGGAAUGCGUGGAGAGACAAUGAGGUUUCACAUCAUUGAAGAUCAGAACAAUAAAGGGCGAGACAAAGCCAUUGUUUUUCCUGCACAUACAACUAUUGCCUUUAGCGUAUUUGAACUUUAUAUUCAUUUGGAUGGUGAUUUUGAACUCUGUGUGACUCCGAUUUCAAAAGGAGGAUUUGAAAGAGAGAAAUCUGGAUCAUCUUCCCUGACCAAAUUAAGGACAUUAAAGAAUAAUCUGUUUCAUCGAAAUAAAAGAGUAGUGGGUACCAUUGCUAACUCUGAUGCUUACUUGGAGGACCUUUUUACAGAUUAUUACGAAAAAGCUGCAAGCAUGACUGAUCUUUCUACAAGCUAUCUCAGAGAAGGGUCUCACAUCCGAAUUAAUUUACUUAAUAACAACAUCCCCAAAGGUCCCUGUGUCCUUUGCGGAAUGGGAAGUUCUAAAAGGGAGACAGUCUACGGAUGCCUGGAGUGCUCUUUUAAUGGACAAAAGUAUGUGCGACUGCACGCUGUGCCCUGUUUCGACCUCUGGCAUAAGAGAGUGAAGUAA
Molecule: messenger RNA, 1074 nt
Organism: Apaloderma vittatum (bar-tailed trogon)
Lineage: Eukaryota; Metazoa; Chordata; Aves; Trogoniformes; Trogonidae
Gene: PJVK
Product: deafness, autosomal recessive 59
Exons: 6
Coding region: 1-1074 (357 amino acids)
Biological process (GO): programmed cell death
Cellular component (GO): cytoplasm
Source: RefSeq, a predicted model, not a curated record